Molecule: messenger RNA, 1164 nt
Organism: Phyllostomus hastatus (greater spear-nosed bat)
Lineage: Eukaryota; Metazoa; Chordata; Mammalia; Chiroptera; Phyllostomidae
Gene: SPDYC
Product: speedy/RINGO cell cycle regulator family member C
Exons: 5
Coding region: 1-870 (289 amino acids)
Biological process (GO): positive regulation of cyclin-dependent protein serine/threonine kinase activity
Molecular function (GO): protein kinase binding
Source: RefSeq, a predicted model, not a curated record
AUGAGUGCAGCCCAAGACCCUGCCCAUGCGGUUGCCACCCAGGUGAGGCUGCGGGGCCGGAGCCAUGGAGAUGGGGGCAGCGGGGCUCUCUGUUCCCGCCAGCACCAGGAGCUUCGGGCCUUUCUCUGCCUUCUGGAGCACAGCUUCCUUCAGGAAUUCCUCUCCAGAGAUCCCUGUUUCCAGAUUUCAGAUAAGUACCUCCUGGCCAUGGUGCUGGUCUACUUCCGGCGCGCCAACCUGAAGCUCAGCGAGUACACCUGCAGCAACCUGUUCUUGGCGCUGUUCCUUGCAAAUGACAUGGAGGAGGACCUGGAGGAUGCCAAAUGUGUGAUUUUUCUAUGGGCCCUGGGCAAAAAAUGGCAUAGUCAGGUGGCAGACUUCCUGCGUCAGAGGGACCAGCUGUGGGCAAGGAUGGGCUUCCGGGCUGCCGUGAGCCGCCAGUGCUGUGAGGAGGUCAUGGCCAAGGAGCCGUACCAUUGGGCCUGGGCCCGGGAGCGGCGCCCCCACCACGGCGGGGCUCAGAGGAGCUGCCCACAGGCCCAGGCUCCCCUCCCGAGGGGCCCCGGCCUCUCACCACCCUACUGUCCCCUCUGUGGCGUGCCCUCUCUCUGUAGCCGCUGCUGCCACCAGCCCCGCCCCUUGCCUGUCUUACCCACGUGUCCUUCCCCCAACCCCGAGUGGUACUGCCCUCCUUCCCACGCUUGUCUCUCAGUGGCCGAAGACCCCUGGGGUGGGGGCUUCCUCACGGUCCUGCCCCCACAGCUGCAUCUGGAGUCGGGCACCUACACGCUCCACAGUGAGUUGGGGACGGGAGACGGAGGGGCCUGGGCCUGGGAGCCCGGGAAGCAGGUGUGGGGCCUGACAGAAUGAGAGGAAGGGACGCCAGCGCACCAGGACACCUGGCCUGGGGACCCGCAGGUCUGGGCACGAGUCCCAGCUCUGCCACCUCCAGGCGGUGCGAGCUUGGCAAGUUUCCUCUCUGAGUCUCUCCCUGUCCUUCUCCCCCCGGGUCCUCCCACAGCCUCCGUCAGUGCCCUCGGCGCUGACACCCGCAGGGUGAAGAGCAGCCCCCUCUGUGCCCGCUGACCCGACGCUGUGCGGGCCGUGGCCCCCUGGCCUCCCGCCCUGUGGGCCUCAGGCUGCCAGUGCUGCCCCCGCCCCUUC